Messenger RNA from Parnassius mnemosyne (clouded apollo), 2556 nucleotides. Lineage: Eukaryota; Metazoa; Arthropoda; Insecta; Lepidoptera; Papilionidae. The record is from the annotation of a GenBank genome assembly.
AUGAAAGUGCAGAGCUCGCUUAUGGGAGUUGGCGGUUGGUACGAAUGCUUGGCGGCCGGUUGGCUUGCGGACAUGAGGAGUAAGCAGGUCCCGACCUCCACCACCUCGGCCAGGCGGCUCGCGGCCUUAAUCCGUCCACUUGCGGGUGGAGGAACGGAGGGCAAGCCGUUAGAGGAGGAGGAGGAGCGGGGCGGGUCCCCGCUGGGGCCCGGUGGACCCUUCCAUUGCAGCCAGUGCCGCGGCGCGUACCCCACGCGCGAGCAGCUCGAACGCCACGAGACCCUGCACUCGCCCAGCACACAGACUUGCAAGAUCUGCCACAAGAGCUUUUUGAAUGUGUACCGGCUGCAACGGCACAUGAUAAGCCACGACGAGAGUGCACUAUUACGCAAAUUUAAAUGCAACGACUGCGACAAAGCUUUCAAAUUUAAACACCAUCUUAAGGAACACCUUCGAAUACAUAGCGGUGAGAAGCCUUUCGAAUGUGCCAACUGUGGAAAGAAGUUCUCCCACUCCGGCUCAUACUCGAGCCAUAUGACCUCUAAGAAGUGUCUUGUUAUGAAUUUAAAAAUGGGUCGAAUAAAACCCAACAAUCCAGCUCUUAAUCCCGAUCGAAGUCCUUCGCGAAAACGGGCAAACGCCAUGGUAGCAUCACAGCUUAACAACAAUAUAGUGCCAAAUGGAAACUCUUUCCUACCAAUCAUGCCUAAGUACAAUGAUGCUGCAGCAUUUUUCGCCUCUAUGUCAUCUCAGGAAAAUAAUUUCCAUCGCACUCCUCUAGGUCAACCGGGACUUAACCCCUUCUAUAUGCCUCCUGGUAUGCCAAUGAGCCCUGCAAGUGGUAUUGCACCAUACAGUUUCCCUACUUCACUAAGUCAACUGUUUGAGCAAAUAGCUUCAACACAGUAUCAUCAAAGAAAAGUAGAGAAUAUAAUUAGUCCAAAACAAAGCAGCCCUAGAACUGGAGACCCUGAAGAUUUGAUAGAAGAAGUUAUAGAGGACGAAGACAAACGAUCCGAAUGCAGCACAGAGCUGGUGAUGGAUAUUGAAGAUGAUGAAACUCUGACUGUCAAAAAAGAGCAAGACGACCGAGAAAGUGAAGUUCGACCGCAAUCUCGUAACCUCGAAUCCGUCCCUUUAAAUAACAACAGUGAAGCGGAUAAUAAUGAUCCGAAUUUCGAUAAAAUGUUGAAAUCCUUAGGUGCAUCUGUUACAAAGCACUUUUUUAAAACAAAUAAUGAAAACCUUACUCCCGCUUCGGGGGGGAUUUAUCCAAGCAUUGAAUCACCACCUACACCACAAACCCUAGUAAAAAAUGAGCCUGAGGACGACCACACAUGUGUUAAAUGUAAUUUGACAUUUAAAUACAAAAAUGAUUUAAUAGAGCAUGAAAAAUUAGUUUGCGGAAAUCUAUUCAGAAAACAUGAAGGUCUAGCUGCUCAAGUGGCUGAAACCGUAGCUCUUAAUAGAUUAGAAUCUGAAAUGAGAGCAUCUAUGCAAAGCGGAGUGAGCGCUAGUGAAGACGAGGAUUUUUCUAAAGAAGAUCGCGAUGAUAAGAUGUCUAUUCAUGACACGGACAGAAAAAUUCGAGUACGAACUGCGUUAAGUGAAGAACAGCAAUUAAUUUUAAAAGAACAUUAUGCUAUAAACCCGCGACCAAACCGCGAAGAAUUUAAGAAAAUUGCACAGCAAAUUGGACUGGAUAACAGAGUUGUCCAAGUGUGGUUUCAAAACAACAGAGCUAGAGUAAGAAGAAUGACUCAGUCCGUAGCAGUUUCAGAUCAACCAUUAGACUUAUCAACCAAGAAGUCUAGCUUAUCUGUUACGUCUAGUCCAUCUCCAUCACCACCAUGCAGCAUUUCUGUCACACAUUCCGAUUCCGAGGAAGCAGUGAAUCUAAGUCAAAAGUCAUCGCGUAGUACAACACCACAACGCCCUCAUGUAAAUACGUAUUCACAUUCCAAUUGCUCCUCAUCUUCAUUCACUGAUUUUAGACUUUCACCAUCACCAGGUGAAACAAUUAGUGGUCAAAAACGGCCACUAUCUCAAAAACUUCCCAUUAAUCCUGUUAUGCCAAUGGAUAAGCUUCUUCAAUACAACGAUAUGUCAAAAGCGAGAUCUCCGAUUCUUAACAUGCAUAUGGCAGCAGAUCCUAAUCGACAAGGAUUGAGUCCAUGCUACGAUCGUCCAGCAUGGGAUGAUAUGCAACCUCCUAACGAAUUUGAGGAUGAUGCUUCACUAAUUAAGAAGAGUAAAUUAAAAUCAGAACUAAAGGAGGGUGAAGGACAAUUCGUUUGCAAUCAAUGUGAUAAAACGUUUGUAAAGCAAAGUUCAUUGGCCAGGCACAAAUAUGAACAUUCAGGUCAACGUCCAUACAAAUGUGAGGAGUGUCCUAAGGCUUUCAAGCACAAACACCAUUUAACGGAGCACAAGCGGCUGCAUACAGGAGAGAAGCCCUUCCAAUGCUGCAAAUGUCUCAAGAAAUUUUCGCACUCCGGCUCCUACAGCCAGCACAUGAACCACAGAUUUGCCAUUUGCAAGCCCUACAGAGAUUAG